AUGCGGGGUGCGCUGUGCCGCAGCCUGCCUGUGGUGCUGGGGUUGCUGCUGUGCCACCCCACCACCGCCAGCGGUCCGUGCUGGGAGAACAGCAAGUGCCAGGACCUGGCCACUGAGGCUGGUGUUUUGGCGUGUGCCAAGGCGUGCCGAGCUGAGCUGUCGGCCGAGGCACCCGUGUACCCCGGCAACGGGCACCUGCAGCCCCUCUCCGAGAGCAUCCGCAAGUACGUGAUGAGCCAUUUCCGCUGGAACAAGUUCGGCCGUCGCAACAGCAGCAGCGGAGGGCAUAAAAGGGAGGAGGUGGCCGGCCUCGCCCUGCCCAUCACAUCACCCCACCGCCCCCCCGGGGAGGAGGAAGACGGAGAAGGGUUGGAGCGAGAGGAAGGGAAGCGCUCCUACUCCAUGGAGCAUUUCCGCUGGGGCAAGCCGGUGGGACGGAAGAGGAGACCCAUCAAGGUGUACCCCAACAGCGUGGACGAGGAGUCGGCCGAGAGCUACCCCGUGGAGUUCCGGAGGGAGAUGGCGGCCGACGAGGAUCCCCUCGGCCUCUCGGAAGAGGAAGAGCAGGAGGAGGAAGGCGAGGAGGAAAAGAAGGACGGCGGCUCGUACCGCAUGCGGCACUUCCGCUGGCACGCGCCGCUGAAGGACAAGCGCUACGGCGGCUUCAUGACCCUGGAGCACAGCCAGACGCCGCUGAUGACUCUGUUCAAAAACGCCAUCGUCAAAAGCGCCUACAAGAAGGCCCAGUGA
Molecule: messenger RNA, 750 nt
Organism: Centrocercus urophasianus (Greater sage-grouse)
Lineage: Eukaryota; Metazoa; Chordata; Aves; Galliformes; Phasianidae
Gene: POMC
Product: proopiomelanocortin
Exons: 2
Coding region: 1-750 (249 amino acids)
Cellular component (GO): extracellular region
Molecular function (GO): hormone activity
Source: RefSeq, a predicted model, not a curated record